AUGUCAACGCUUAAUGUCUUCUCAUCAGGUCUCAUGGCAGGACAGGCCUUUCUUCCAAUUCUAAUGCUCUGUUUCCUACAGGUCAUGCUGGCCACACAUACCGCCUGCCAACAACAACUGGCAGUGAAGCUGGUGAAGAAGAGGGUCCUGCUUCAGGACUUUAAAGACAAUGUCCUGAUUGAGCGACAGGUCCUGGAGGUGACUGGAAAGAGUCCAUUGUUUACCCAUGCUUAUGCCACCUUCCAGACCAAGGACUAUGCCUUCUUCAUCAUGGAGUUUCUUAGCGGAGGAGACCUAAGUGGCCUCAUGAGAGCCAACGCCCCAUUCACCGUUCCAGUCACCAGAUUUAUGGCAGCUGAGAUCAUCUGUGGGCUGCAGUUUCUCCACACCAGAGGCAUCAUACACAGGGACAUAAAACCAGCCAAUAUCUUAAUAGACAGCGCCGGUCACUUGAAGAUCGCCGAUUUUGGUCUUGCCGUGAUGAACAUCUUUGGGGAUAAGAAGAUCUCAGAAUAUGCCGGAACUCUUAGAUACAUGGCUCCUGAGGUGAGGAAUCAUCGACUGCACAUGCUACUGAGCUGUUUCUUUCUACAGGGCUGGACAGCUCCAUGACUUCUGCUGGCCUGGAC
This is a messenger RNA of Bufo bufo (common toad), 629 nucleotides long. Its product is annotated as protein kinase C delta type-like. Gene Ontology annotation, biological process: intracellular signal transduction; peptidyl-serine phosphorylation. Gene Ontology annotation, molecular function: protein serine/threonine kinase activity; ATP binding. Lineage: Eukaryota; Metazoa; Chordata; Amphibia; Anura; Bufonidae. The coding region runs from base 1 to 612 and encodes 203 amino acids. The transcript has 3 exons. The record is from RefSeq and is a predicted model, not a curated record.